AUGGGGCAGCAGUUCAGCUGGGAGGAGGCGGGGGAUGCCGGCGAGAUGGACGUGGCCGAGCUCCAGGAGUGGUACAAGAAGUUCCUGGUGGAGUGCCCCAGCGGCACUCUAUUCAUGCACGAAUUUAAGCGCUUCUUCAAGGUCACGGGUAACGAGGAGGCCACCCAGUAUGUAGAAGGCAUGUUCCGGGCCUUCGACAAGAAUGGGGACAACACCAUCGACUUCCUGGAGUAUAUGGCAGCCCUGAACCUCGUCCUGAGGGGCACCCUGGAGCACAAGCUGAAGUGGACCUUUAAGAUCUAUGACAAGGACCGGAACGGCUGCAUCGACCGCCUGGAGCUGCUUGACAUCGUGGAGGCGAUUUUCAAGCUGAAGAAGGCCUGCCGGAUAGAGAUGGAGGCUGAGCAGCAAGAGCAGCUGCUCACGCCUGAGGAGGUCGUGGACAGAAUCUUCCUCCUGGUGGAUGAGAAUGGAGAUGGCCAGCUGUCCCUGAACGAGUUCAUCGAAGGCGCCCGUCGCGACCAGUGGGUGAUGAAGAUGCUGCACAUGGACAUGCAUCCUGGCGGCUGGAUCUCGCAGCAGAGGCGGAAAAGUGCCAUGUUCUGAGGGGUCUGGGGCCCCAGAGGACUCCACAGUCCCCUCCAAGACUCCAGACUCACCCAGAUUUUCAGAGGAGCCAGAGGGUCCCUGGCUUGCCUGCUCGUGCCCACUCUUACCUGGUGUGGACUUUGC
Messenger RNA from Choloepus didactylus (southern two-toed sloth), 732 nucleotides. It is a transcript of the gene GUCA1B, whose product is annotated as guanylate cyclase activator 1B. Gene Ontology annotation, molecular function: calcium ion binding; calcium sensitive guanylate cyclase activator activity. The record is from RefSeq and is a predicted model, not a curated record. Gene Ontology annotation, biological process: visual perception. Gene Ontology annotation, cellular component: photoreceptor inner segment; cone photoreceptor outer segment. Lineage: Eukaryota; Metazoa; Chordata; Mammalia; Pilosa; Megalonychidae. The transcript has 4 exons. Bases 1 to 606 code for a protein of 201 amino acids.